AUGGUGAACGUCUCUGCACAGGCAACUCAGAUGAGCCCCAGCAAGCGCAAAGAGCCCAGCGUCGCCGCAGCGCCUACUCGCAAGCUGCGUAAAUCCUGUUCGCUCCCAACAUGCAACAGCCCGCCAGGCACCUGCAUGCACUGCACUUGUGACGGUCGCUGCGGCCGCCACGCUUCAGGGCGGUGCGGAGGUCGCCGGGAAGGAUCCGGCCGAGGCUGUAAGCGCGAGGACUGCUCACGUGACGACCGGUGUCUACACAGCAACCGAGCUACGUGCUGCCAUUGCCGCAACCUCGUAUCAUCUGCGGGUCGUGCUGCAAAACGUCCGCGUGUGACGAUGCCGCUCGUCCAGACCCAGUCUCGCGUCCAGUUCAUGCCAGCUCCCUUGCCACCUGUCCACCGUCAGCAAGUGACCACCGCCCCCACAGCAGCCGUCGCAGCGACUAGCAAACCGCAGCAGUCAGCUACCAGAUACUACCUGCUCGAAGCGGAGCUGCGCGCGUUCCUGCAGGACGCCAACCUCGGCGGAGACCUGUCGCUCUGCGAGUUCAAGGAGUGGACAUCUCGGCGUCAGUACUGCAACCUGGUAGUGCUGGUCUGUGGCACACAGUUCAAUUUGCACAAGCACCCGAUGCUGCUGGAGAGCUGCAAACUGCGCAAAAUGGCGCGCCAGAUGCUGGAGAGUAGCGCUAACAACAGCAAUUUUGGAGGGGCGGUGCCUGUUCUAGAGCUGGUAGCCUUCCCUGGCGGUGCUGAGAUGUUCGAGACGUUGGCUAUUUACUGCUACACGGGCGAGAUUUCCUUCUCAUUGUCGAAUCUCGCGGCCGUGAACGGCGCCAUCGAGUUCUUAGAGAUGCGCGACGAAAUUCGCCUCAGCGCCAAACGAUUUCUUGACCAGCAAAUCUGUCGGGGAAAGGAAGGCUUGAGCAGCACUUUGCAGGUGAUUAAUGCGGCGCAGACGCUGGCACGGGCUCAACCAGAGCUUUUCCACUCGGCAAGCGAGAAGCUCAUAGAAACAUGCAUGCUUGCGUUGGUGGAGAGAGGAGAUUCACUUGACUUAGACGCCAUGUUGCAGCUCUUCACGCUGCCCAGCGCGCUGUUCGUGGAGCUCACGCAGCGAUUAAUUUCGUCCAAGGUGCUGGUAUCAGCUACUGCGCGCUCCACUGCAGUGAUUGCGAGCGAACUGUGUGUACAAGCGAAGCUGGCGCAGCUCCAUCGAGACGCUCAGCGCCGCCUCAGUCCGAGCCAUUGCAACCGAGUCAUCGCACAACAGUGCGUGCAGCUGCUCCAGGGAGAGUCUGCUGAAACUGUCGAUGCCAUUAAGGCGGAGAAAAUGGAGACAACGUGCGGGGAGCCGCUGGAGCUGAGUAUGUUGUUCACAAGCGACAAGGCGGACAAGAUGUUCAUCAAACUAAUGGAUGACGAUCUUUCAGCUUACGCGGUGUCCUCCAGCAAGCAAAUCGACGCGUCCGCCUUCUUAGCCAGUGACAGUUUACGUUUCGGCACCCUACCGGAGACCUUCGUCGUGUAGUCAGUCAGUCAGCCUGGAGGCAGUUCACAACUUCUUGCUCCGCGCGAGUAGUACUACCAGUACAGCCCUACUACUACCCAUUAUAGUAGCG
Messenger RNA from Phytophthora infestans T30-4, 1621 nucleotides. RefSeq lists its product as uncharacterized. The transcript is spliced from 2 exons. Gene Ontology annotation, molecular function: protein binding. NCBI's taxonomy places the organism in Eukaryota, Oomycota, Peronosporomycetes, Peronosporales, Peronosporaceae. The record is from RefSeq and is a predicted model, not a curated record. Bases 1 to 1530 code for a protein of 509 amino acids.